Molecule: messenger RNA, 1407 nt
Organism: Saccharomyces mikatae IFO 1815
Lineage: Eukaryota; Fungi; Ascomycota; Saccharomycetes; Saccharomycetales; Saccharomycetaceae
Gene: NSA1
Product: ribosome biosynthesis protein NSA1
Exons: 1
Coding region: 1-1407 (468 amino acids)
Biological process (GO): ribosomal large subunit biogenesis
Cellular component (GO): preribosome, large subunit precursor; nucleolus
Molecular function (GO): protein binding
Source: RefSeq, a predicted model, not a curated record
AUGAGGCUAUUAGUGAGCUGUGUAGAUAGUGGUGCCAUAAAGGAAAUUUUGUGCAAUAUUGGGACUGAUACUUCCAUCAAAACAGCGUCACAACCAUUUCAUGUCGCACCACAUCUAGCUAAAGGAUUAAAAGCUCAUGUUGGUAGAAUAUGGAUGAUAUCUAAAGAUGAAGUCCUGUUGGCAAGAAAUUCAGGGGUUGUUGAACUUGUGAAAAUCUCAAAGCAUGUCAAAAAAAAUGAAGCCCUUCAAGCUGAUCCAAAAGAAGAAAAUCAAAAUGAAAAAGAUCUUUUCGAUGUUCUACCCAAGUUUGAUAUAUCCGAAUUUGAAAUUACCGACUCGAUUACAAAUCUUCUAGAUGAUUCCAAACUUGAGUUAUUCUCAAAAAAAUCUGUUAAAAGAACCAAGUUGGUGGAUGAAUUUGUCACAUUAUGUCCCAUAAAAAAGGAUACAUUAAAUAACACUUUCGUAGCUGCUACUAGAUCCGGAUUACUGCAUGUUAUAAAAAAAGAAAAUGGCGGAAAGCUAACAAAGGUGACAUCUCUCGAGGUUAAAGCACCAGUAGAGUUUCUCCAGCUAUACGAUCUAGAAGAUGCCGAUAAUGAUAGAGUUUUAUUUGCAUAUGGUGGGGAAGAGAAUCUGGUAAAAUUAGUGGAAAUGGAAUCAGACUUCAAAUCUCUGAAGCAAAUAUGGGAAGCUAAAAACGUUAAGAACGACAGAUUGGAUAUGAGAGUUCCGGUGUGGCCCAUGGCUUUGAAAUUUCUGAAACCGUCCCCCAACGAAACUGAUAAAGGAAAGCUGAACUAUCAAUUUUCUGCUAUAACACGUUGGUCUCACCUAAUCAAGUACAGCACGCAGCAUGGUAGGAAACCAUUAGCCCAGAUAGAUCUAUUGCCUAAGCGGGAAGCAUUAUCUCAGAUGGAAUUUUUUGAUAUCAACGGAGAGAAUGUUGCAUCUUCCUUAGGGAACUUGCAAUCUAGAACCUUUGAUGAGUUGAAUGUAAUUACUACUGAUUACAAAAGGAAUGUUUUUAAAUUUGACGGGAAUGGACGGAUGCUAGGUAAGAUAGGUAAAGAUGAUAUUACCGGUACAUCCACUUAUAUUAAUGUACAUGACGGCAAAUACCUCCUGCAAGGUGGUCUAGAUAGGUACGUUCGCGUUUUUGAUGUAAAAACUAACAAAUUGUUGGUGAAGACUUAUGUUGGUUCCCGCAUAAAUUUCAUCAUCAUGUUGGAUGAUACUGAAGUUGAAAUUCCACUAAGCCCAAGUGCCAAGGCUGCCAAAGAGAAACAAAAGAGAAAGAUUGCAGAACUUGAAGAUGACGCGGAUGAGCUUUGGGAUAGAUUGGAAGGAAAAGCAAACCUUUCUAAAGCUGGCAAGAAAAGCAAACUUAAUAUUGAAAAACUCUAA